AGAAAAGAUUGAUAACUAUGGUUUUGUAUAAAUUCAUGAAAAGCAAAUUUGUACCUAAGAAUCACAUAUGUAGUGUCGUUUAUUUAUAUUAGACAGCUACUACAUAAAAUUAACCCAUUUGCAUCAUUUGGACAAAUGGAGAAUUGGUCCAUAUCAUCAAAAGUGUACAUAUGUAGGACAUCUAGAAAAAAGUAGUUGAUUUUUUAUGUGUUUCUGAACAACAAUUUCCUUUAGCAAAAUGCAAAGUGAAGAAUAGUUUUUGAAUUAUUAAAGAAAAUCACUGACCAAUGAGAGCAUGCGUAGGGCCCGCCCUCAGCGACGGGUAGGUUGGCUCGGAUAGUGACGCUCGGCCGUUGGUCAACGCGGGCCCUACGAGUCCUCCCAUUGGUUAAGUGUUUUUCGUUAACAAUUCAAAAACCAUGCCUCACUUUGCAUUUGGCCAAAGGAAAUUAUUGUUCACAAUCGCCCCUCUUUGACUCUGACACUUUUUGUAGGACAUUUUGUUUGAGCUUAUGACGCAAAUGGGUUAAGCAUUGAGCUAUAUAAAACAUCUGGAGUGUGAACGAAUGGGGGGGGGGGGUACGUUCGCCGACGAAGAGGAACCGUGAAGGAAUCUCUUUCUCUUUUUAGGUGUAUAAUGCAUGUUUUCUGAACCUGAACUCGAACGCGUAUAUGUCGAGUGAUUGACAAUGUUAUAAAUUCAAGUGAUUCGAUAGAAUACUGAACUUCUAUCCCCACCAUAGUUAAAUUUACUACACGAUAAUACAAAUAGAGAGAGAGAAUAUAAAAAGAAGGACAGAGAUCCCCCAUAGCUUCUCGCUUCUUGGAGCAUCAUCGCUACUCUUCUAUCUUACGACUUUUAACAGCCGCGCACACUCCAGAUAUUUUAUAUAACUCAAUGGGGUUAAGAACCCGCUAACAAACGUCAUCCAUGUUUCUUUUUAAUGCGCUUGUAGUAUGUAUUAUGGCAGAUACUUAAAUUACUACUACUACUACUACUACUAAUGCUACUAUUACUACUAGAUAGACGCGAGAUAAUCAUCUAAACUAUGGAAUGAUUUACUAAUCCAAAAUUUAGGUGUCCAGAAUUUGUAUCGUAACGAUUAUUUUGAUGAUUUGGAUUAUUUAUACGACCGAGGAAUGGAGAAUGAUUUGGAAGACGAUUUUGUUAUUACCCAGCGGCGUCAUAAGGAGCGCGCUGCCGCUGCUUUCGCUGAAGACUUGGCCGACCUGAGGCGCAAACGAAGAGACAUGCAGGAUCGAUUCUUCGAUGUGAUCAAUUUGGACGCGGAGAUCGAGAAGGCUAGGAACACGUUGGAACAGGCAGACUUUGCGUUCCAACGACACGCAACAAAAUUCGAUAACACUGAAGAGAACUGCGACGAUUUAUCAUCGAAAAAGUUCAUCCAUCUCGAAGGAUUGUCACCAAAGCCAGUGCCUAAAACCAUAAAACUAGUAAAGGUGCCUAACAUCGAUAUGACGUCGUACCUGCCACAGCCUGCGAAAUCGAAACGCGUCCGAGCUAAGAUCGACGAUAACGCGGAUUCAAAAAUCGAAGAUCCGUUAAACGUAGUCGCUAUGCUACCGUUGAAAAGGAGAUUCUCCAAUAGAAAGAAGAACGUUUCGUUUUAAACGAACGUCAGAGGAAUGAGGCAAAGGAAAAAAGACAAAGUAUCGUUUAAGACUAUCGUUUCGUUUAGCUUAGGUAACGACGACGACCAAACAUUGUAACGGCUUUCGUACGAUUAAAUAAAAAAUUAGAAAAGAAUAA
Ceratina calcarata is the source of this 1771-nucleotide messenger RNA. RefSeq lists its product as uncharacterized. The transcript is spliced from 2 exons. NCBI's taxonomy places the organism in Eukaryota, Metazoa, Arthropoda, Insecta, Hymenoptera, Apidae. The record is from RefSeq and is a predicted model, not a curated record. The coding region runs from base 1141 to 1632 and encodes 163 amino acids.